Messenger RNA from Pseudovirgaria hyperparasitica, 2394 nucleotides. RefSeq lists its product as uncharacterized. The annotation marks the transcript as partial. The record is from RefSeq and is a predicted model, not a curated record. The transcript has 2 exons. Lineage: Eukaryota; Fungi; Ascomycota; Dothideomycetes; Acrospermales; Acrospermaceae.
AAGAGUUUCUUUCGAGAAGCGAUAAUGCCUGAUCACCUCUCGCACCCCUCGGGUAAGAUUGCAUAUCUAAGAUUGGACACACCUGCUUCAUCUUUCGCAAUGCCACCCAUGAUCGAGUCUGCUGCCUCUCUCCUGACAAAUCAGGCACAGCAAACUGAAAUGAACCCGUCGUUCGAUGAACCGCAAGAGCCCCCUGAAGCUACCUCGGAUUCAUUGGAUAAUGUGGUCGAGGAGAACGGUACCAGCGCAAUCCUGAAAGGGCCGCCAACGCAGCUCCCUCAAUCAGGCACCGGAGACGAGUGUCUCGUGAGCUUAUCGAGGAUCGACAGCGGCAAAGUAACCCAGUCUCUUCGGCCAGCAGCAUCCUCAAACUCACUCUCCCUAGAGAACAAUGGUGUCAUUCUCCAAGCAGAACAGGCUGCAAUUCCGGCAGACAUGCCGCCAACAACUACUGUGAGUCAAUCUAAGCGCAAAAUUAUACCCUCACCCACACCUGGCUCAACAGGAGAAUCCGACACAGUUGCUGCGGCAGGACCGGCUCCACUCCGUUCAACGCCUGUGUCGAGAUCAGGGACCACUGUUCCAUCUCCCACAACGCCACUCUCAGUCUCCCUUUCGCGAAGUCAGGUACGGCAAAGCGAACGGGAUCAGCUGCUCGAUAAAUGUUCCGAGCGCUCUGGAAGCAGUUCGGACCCAUUGCACAAUGAUAGCAGGGAUGUCGCAAGCAUUAUAGGCCUGGAGAGACGGGCAACGGGACGCUCCGAAUCAGGCAUAAAGAACGAGCGUCUCGUGAGAAGGGACAGCGCCAAAGUAGCCCCGGCUCGUCCAAUGGCAUCCUUUCCAGAAGCGCCCCCUUCAGAGUAUAGCGGCCUCGUCUCUCAUUGGGAACAGCCGACAAGUCCGCUAGACACGUCGCCAACAACUGCAGUGAGCAAACGACGCAAGCAGGAGCACAUAUCUUCAUCCACGCCCGAUCUCUCUUGUAAGAGGCUUAAGACAUCGGGUGAAGUAUAUCACGCUAAGAAACAUGACGAAGGAGAACAGGAGGGGAACGAAGACGAGGUGGAGGAAGAGGAGUCCCGUGGAAUCGGUUGGUCACGCACAGCCGCAGUCGUACUGCGAUGGCCUGGCAGCGACGGAGAGGGGAGAGUGGAGCAACGUGAGGAAAUCGAUUCGUCAAGCACAACCCAGACCAAUGGCCCGCUGGUGACGCUCGCAGGGCCAUUACCAGAAUCGGCGAGACGUCUCGACAACCCACCCACAGCAGCCCCUUCACAUCUUGCGGAUUCACAUCUUGCAAAUUCAGACUGGUCAUCAUCGUCUCCAGAAUCCCCGGACUUUGUAAGCAGCUCCGCGGCAGCUCCUGACUCGCCAUUGUUCCGUCGGCCAGGCACGGCCGAAGUGGAUGCGCAACCAGAGCCCGUACGCGCUAGUCUUCCACCGGAUGUCUCGACGACUAUACUUGAUCCUGCGAUCACGGCGCCAUCUCGAAAGAGCGAUGCAGGAAUACUGCUGUAUGUGACAGUUGGCACGGUAUGCCAGAAAAUCAUAGAUACUAGUGAAGGAAUCGCAGAGUCUCAGGAAGCGCUCACGCAACUACACCAAGGAUUUCAAGAUGCGAUAGCCAACAUGGAAGAUGCAGGAACACAGCCCUAUGAGAGAGUUGGAACAGCGUGCCAAAAAAUCAUAGAUACCACCAAAAGAAUCGCAGAGUCCAAGGAAACGCUCGCACAACUACAUCAAGAUUUCCAACACGCGGUAGCCAACACGACCGAAUAUCGCAAAUCCAGAACUAAACAAGGAGAGCAACCAGCCAAAGGAUGCGUGGACAGCCUAGAGCUCACCACAAGUCCGAAACCCAAUGAGAAUGGCUCCAUGAUAGAGAAAGAGAACUUCGCUGGCGAUCGGCAGAACGUUCGCCCUGAUGACGAGGGAAACGACGCGUUGCACAACCGGGCGGAGUCCAGAAAUCAGGCCUCGGUGGACGUUCACCAGCUGACCCACCAGGAAAAUCCUGUCAACAUGGUCUGCGAAGCCAACUCGUGCUCGUUGGACAUGUCCGGAAUUGAUGCGGCUGCUGCUUCCGUCUUCAACGAUGGUAGCUGGAUAUCUCAACACAGACAAAAUCUUUCGUCCCAGCAAUCAUUUCCUAAAAAUGUGCCAGAGUAUAAUUUUCUGACGGCACAAGACGACUAUUAUUCCAUGGACCUGCCACAAGUGGAUCCUAACUUGAGAUCAAGCACAACUUACCCCUAUCAUGCAUUAAGAGUGCCGCAUGGCGCAUAUCCAAACAUGUCGUUGUCAUGGUCCAGCUCAGAUAAUACAAUGGUAUGGAUGGAUAAUAGUAGUAGAGAUGACGGAGGGUUGGCUGUGUCGAGUAAUCUUCUUUCCUAG